AUGCAUAACCUUAGCAAGGAACAUGAAGCAUAUAUUUCUUCUAUUGGUCUGGGGCAUUUGUUGAAUAUGAAAGUGGAUGGGUGUGCAUCAAUUAUGGGGCAUUAUACUAUAAGUAAUUUUGAUGCAGAUAGGAUGGUACUCAACCUUUAUCAUGGAGAGAUACCAAUUAAUCGGCAAGUUAUUCACGAAAUGUUGGGUCUGCCUCUGGGAAAUGUUACAAUAAAGUCCAUGCCUUAUAGAGAAGUCAUAUACGACAUGAUAAUUGUUUGGACGAAACAAUUCGAUGAUGAAGAUAAUAUUAGACCAAGGGCAGUUCAACAAGUUAUUAUGCAAUCAACACGUGCGGAUUUACUCUUUAAAUUGCUAUACGUAGAAAGUGUUCGAUGCGAAUCAGUGAAGAUUGUACGAGGCAGACCAACAAUAUGUUUUUGGAAUGUUGAUAAACUACGUGAGCGAGAAAGAGUAGAGUGUAGGACAAUAGGUCUUGGUAUGGGUGAAUUGCAAGAACCAUUUCAAGUCAUCAAUGAAGCAUCGGGAACUAGUAAUGGAAAUGAUGCAGGAGGUGUUAAAAGUAGUGGUAGAAGGUGUAAGGGAAAUCAAGGAGAGGAAAUUUUUAGUGGAAGUGGGGAAAGUGUUGAGGCAACUAUUUCAACAAUAAAGGAGAUGUACGACAUCCUAUUGCAGCAAAAGAAAGUGUUGGAAGACAAACUAAAUGAUGCUUUCAAGAAAUAUCCUGAGAAUCAGUUGGUCAAAGAAUGGAAAAACAAAGUAAAUGAUUUGUUCAGUGAAGUUUCCGCAUCAGAGGAACCAGAACAAUCUCAAUGGUGGUAUGAUAACGCGGCUGAAAUUGAACGUACGCUGAUUCUAGAAACUACUCACAAACAUUUUGACAACUCCCCGAUAGCAAAAUGUAGUAUUGAGAUGUCACAGGAAUAUGCACACUUCUCGAAUAGAUCUGGAAGAAAAUAUUUUAAGACUACACCACCUUUUAAAAUGGAAAUGUCAAUUCCUUUGUCUGUAGUACCAUUCAACAAUGAUGAACAUUGGGUUAGUAGAAGAGGGUACAAGCCUCGCAUGAAAUCCGAAUAUCUGAAAUCUCCUUACAUUAUACGGGCUGUUGAUAUCAUCAAAGGAGUUCCACGAUAA
This is a messenger RNA of Lactuca saligna, 1146 nucleotides long. The record is from the annotation of a GenBank genome assembly. NCBI's taxonomy places the organism in Eukaryota, Viridiplantae, Streptophyta, Magnoliopsida, Asterales, Asteraceae.